Molecule: messenger RNA, 1299 nt
Organism: Hippocampus zosterae (dwarf seahorse)
Lineage: Eukaryota; Metazoa; Chordata; Actinopteri; Syngnathiformes; Syngnathidae
Product: sodium-dependent neutral amino acid transporter B(0)AT1-like
Exons: 1
Coding region: 1-1299 (432 amino acids)
Biological process (GO): sodium ion transmembrane transport
Cellular component (GO): membrane
Source: RefSeq, a predicted model, not a curated record
AUGAUCGCCUUUUUCCUCAGCGCCUACUACAACUCCAUCCUCGUGUACUCAUGGUCGUACUUCUUCCGGUCCUUCGAGUCGCCACUGCCCUGGACCGUGGCCCACAACGCCUCGGAUAUCUUGAACGAAGGCUACUUCAACAACCAGGUUCUGCACCGCACUGCCAGCGUGGAGAUACUGGGGGGAUUCCAGCCGGGACUGUUCUGCCUGUACAUCUUCAGCAUUGUGCUGUGCACGCUUGCGAUUGUGAAGGGAGUGAAGGUCAGUGGGAAGAUCACGCUGGUGACGGCCAGCUUGCCGUACCUGCUGCUGGCGGUGCUGCUGGUUCGAGGGCUGUUUCUGGAAGGCGCGGGAGACGCCUUGCAAUAUUUGCUGACCCCUCAGCUUUCAAAACUGCUGAGGCCUGGUAUUUGGAAGGACGCCUGUGUCCAGGUCUUUUUCCAGCUGUCGGUCGGAACAGGCGUGCCUAUCAUGUUCAGCAGCUUCAGAGAGAGGAGGGCGCCGAUCGGCAGGUUCACAUGGCUGUUCUGUGCAGGGGUGGGGCUUUGUGGACUGCUGUCGGUGGUGAUCGUCUACAUCUACAUGUUUCAUUUCGCCAGGCUGCAUGGACUGCAGUUCGAGGAGGUAGUGGUGUCAGGCCCUUCUCUUGCCUUCGUGGUGUUCUCACAGGCUCUGGCUCUCCUGCCGUGGCCUAACCUAUGGUCAGGACUGUUCUAUUUCACUCUGAUCCUGCUCGGCAUCGACAGCGAGUUCGGCUUCAUGGAGACAGUCGCGGCCUCAGUAGAGGACGCCAUCCCUGACUUCAAAAAGUGGGCGGACCCCAUCGCCGUCCGCAAAGUAAUGGGGGCAAUCCUAUGCUGUUGCUCGGUACUGUUCAGCUUUGGCAACGGGUACCACAUGGUCAUGCUCGUAGACUCUUUCACUUGCAACCUACCGAUCCCGCUGAUCUGCCUGGCCGAGGCGUACCUGAUAGGCCAUCGGCUGGACUACAUGGCGCUGGAGGCCAAGCAGCAGCAGCUCACGGGGGCGGGCUCUGACCGGCUGCUUCUGCGAGAAAUUACAGGGCUUAGAGUGACCUACGCACUGUUGGUGAUCCUUGCGAUCGGACUGUUCGAGCAACUGGCAUACGCGUGGACCCUUAACUUCGUGCUCAACUUGCUGGGGUGGUCGAUCACACUCAGCCCGGUGCUCCUAACCCUCCUAUUCCUGAAAAGGGGGGGCUCCACCCUCUCCAUCGACGAACUAGACAUCCGCAACAUUUACACAAAGCCACGCCCCCUCGAACUCGAGAUGUACUGA